AUGCUCGCCAGCUCGGUUCCGGGAGACGAGGCGGGGCAGCGGGGGCCGCAGUUGGAGCACGCGCGUCACUGCAGCCUACAGGACGUGGAGGGCUUCCCCUCAGCGGGGCUGGGUUUGAUGCCCAUCACCCACAUCAGUGAGGCCCCUCCAGGGGGUGAGGGGCUGAGCGGGGCUGGAGGGCUCCUGGGAGAGGCCCUGGGUGCCCCACCCCGACACCUCUCCUUGGGGACCACGAUGCCUGAUGGGGCGGGAAGGGCCUGGAGUGUGGAGCCGGAAGGAAGCAGGGACGCUGCAGGGACUCGAACCCCGGCCCAGCAGUGCCAGGCGUGCCACCACCAGCGCCUUUUGCUUUUUCCUGCUCAUUUUCUCACAGACUCAAAGGUGAAAAGCAAAACCUGGACGCGGCCCAGCCGCGUCCAGGAAAAGAAACACCUGCGGCGGCUCCAUGCCCCCCACCCCCCCAGGCUCACUCCUUGCCGGACACCCCUUUCACAGGCACAGCCAGGGGACACGCGUCCCCUCGGCUUCACACAGAUGUGUCUCCUGUUGUGCUGCGCUACACAGCCACGGGAGCACGUGACAUCCGACGGGCAGACCCACCCACGAGUCACAGUCCUGAUGCUUCUAGGACAGUGCCAGCGGUGA
Molecule: messenger RNA, 645 nt
Organism: Rangifer tarandus platyrhynchus (Svalbard reindeer)
Lineage: Eukaryota; Metazoa; Chordata; Mammalia; Artiodactyla; Cervidae
Source: the annotation of a GenBank genome assembly